AUGACAGAUUCCACUCCCCCGGCUGCUCUCGACCGCUCGAGGCAAGCUUCUCGUACUUUUGCAGAUUUGAAACAUCCUUUGUCCAGCUUCGCCUCGGUUGACGAGCAAUCCAAUGCGCACGAGCGUGAUGAAGAGCAAACGACACCAAAAGAAGACCCGGCUGCACCUCCAAUGGGCACGGAUGCCCGGUUCGCAGCCCUGAAAAGCUUUUACCGUACACAGAUCGCUGAGACAUCAAACUCGCCAAAUGAUCAUCUAAGUUCAGAAUUUGGGUUCUCCUCGCCCGGCGCCCUAAACCGGCUCAUGUCUCUCUAUGCAUCCUCUUCGCGUCUAAGCGGGCUAUAUGGCGGCAGCAAGAAGCCCAAAACCAAGCUACCUGUCAUGCGCGAAGCCCUGACUGCAAGCGAGGGCCUCCAGAUUGCCCCAGAAAACAACGAGGCGGACAUGAUUGCACGGCUUCAGUCACCAGAAUGUGGCUGGGAUGGCAUGGCCUCGAUAAACCAGCGCGCAACCCAAUCACCGGACGCCCGCUUCGUCGAUGAUCUCCUCCCACUCCCAGUCCUCCUUCGCACCAAGCGAGCCAAGCGCUGCAAGUCCUGCAAGCACAUCCUCGUGAAGCCCGAGAGCAAGCCACAGUCUACUCGCUUCCGCAUCCGCCUCAUUGCCCUCAGCUACAUCCCCCUCCCAACUCUCCGCCCUCUAGCCCUCUCUUCCUCAUCAGCCCUCCCAGCCAUGGUCCCGACCUCCGACCUCAACUCCCUCUCCCCCCUGCGCCCAAUCCACGUCCUUCUUACUCUAAAGAACCACAUGUUCGACCCCGUCCGUAUCACCCUCGCCACGCCCCCCGUGACCCCAGGCCGCGUUGCAACCAAAGUCACAGUUCUCUCUCCGCAGUUCGAGAUUGGCGCCAACAGCGAUGUCUGGGACGAGGCGUUGCAGGGUGGCUCUGCGCCCUUAACGAGUGACUCUCGCCCCGCCGCUUUACGCGGAGUCCCGGAGGCAGGCAAGGUGUGGGAUAAAGGCCGGAACUGGACGACUGUCGUGUUGGAGGUUGUCCCUGGCACGUUGCCUGGGAGUAGUGCUGAGAGCGGUGGUGGUAAUCCAAAAACCGAGACUCAUGAUGAGGACGUCUUGACAGUUGCGGCUUCUAGGCAGGAUGAAGAUGUGCUUGAGAUUCCGGUCUUCGUGCACAUGGAUUGGGAUGCGGAUGCGCAGCUUGAUCAACAAAAUGUUGGGAAGGGGUCUAAGCCUGAUGAUAAGGUUACCAGGGAGUUGGCUUAUUGGAUGGUGCUUGGUGUGGGGAGAAUUCAGGCUUCGUUGUAG
Penicillium digitatum Pd1 is the source of this 1323-nucleotide messenger RNA. RefSeq names its product putative dynactin Arp1 p62 subunit RO2. Gene Ontology annotation, cellular component: dynactin complex. Lineage: Eukaryota; Fungi; Ascomycota; Eurotiomycetes; Eurotiales; Aspergillaceae. The record is from RefSeq and is a predicted model, not a curated record.